Molecule: messenger RNA, 602 nt
Organism: Aspergillus alliaceus
Lineage: Eukaryota; Fungi; Ascomycota; Eurotiomycetes; Eurotiales; Aspergillaceae
Exons: 1
Coding region: 13-321 (102 amino acids)
Source: RefSeq, a predicted model, not a curated record
GCCACGCUGAGGAUGUGCCAAAUUACGCCACUUCCUGUACGUCUGUUCUGGUCCGACCGGAAUAGUUGGGUAAAAGGAGAGCAAGAUAUGGGAAACAGAUCAACAACGAACGCCAGAAAAGCAUCUGCCACAGAAAAAGAAAGACAUGGCAGGUUCGUCGCCCUAAAACUGUUUUUCUGCCUUAUUUUUUUUGCUUUUGUCAGUCUUUGCGGCAGAGGUCAGUCGAGGCAUUCAAUCGCCAUCAGAGCUUUGUUGGUCGCAUCAAAACAGCUUGUGACAAGCGACACAAACCCAUCAAACCUGGGGGUUACGGACUCGUAGUGACCCAUUAACCACGUAAAAGUUGGCCUGAACCGCUAGCGACCCAAAAUCAUGUAAAUUGGCCGGUCUUGACCUCAUUGUGGCCGAGGGAGAGUUUGAAAAUAGCCUUGGUAACAAAUGCGAUUGGUUUCGGUAAAUGCGACAGAAGAAGCGCAAAUGCGACAAAUGAAUAGGAGAACCAAUCCACAAAUCCAGCUUGAGGGAGAGAACGAUAAUGAUUCAUAGGCUUUAAUUCAUGAUUGCAAAGUAAGAAAUCGGUCGGUAUUGGAGGGAUGGUAAGG